AUGGGCCUCUUGAAAAGGUCUCCCCAAACUUCAAACACCGUGCGCAACUAUUCCUGCCAGAAUAGUCCACAGUCCAGGGCAUGUUGGGGGGAUUUCGACAUCGAAACCGACAUGGAUGCGAAAUGGCCCGACACCGGGAACACAGUCAAAUACACUUGGGAAGUCAGCAACACUACUGGUAGUCCAGAUGGCUACGAGAGGGUUAUGUUGUUGGUGAAUGGGCAGUACCCGGGACCGACGCUAUACGCUACUUGGGGAGACAACGUUGAAGUCACGGUAACCAACAAUCUCAAAUCAAAUGGCACAGGCAUUCACUGGCAUGGCUUGAGACAGCUGGGUACAAACGAUGCGGACGGUACUGCUGGUGUGACAGAGUGUCCCAUUCCGCCAGGCGGUUCGAGGACCUACCGAUUCAAGGCUACGCAGUACGGUUCAUCUUGGUGGCACAGUCACUAUUCAGUGCAGUACAGCGAGGGCGUCUCAGGACCCAUCGUGAUUCAUGGACCCUCAACAAAGAAUUGGGAUAUUGACCUUGGACCUCUUCCGAUUACGGAUUGGUUCCAUACUCCUGUAUUCGCCGUCAAUGCAGCUACACUCCACGCCAAUGGCCCGCCGACUGCAGAUAACAUGCUCGUUAAUGGGACGAUGGUCUCAGAUUAUGGUGGGAACUACGCCGUCACCACGCUGCAAAAAGGAAAGACGCAUCUCCUGCGUCUUAUGAACAACGGCAUUAAUAAUUGGGUCAACGUUGCUCUCGACGGACAUCCCUUCACAGUGAUUGCAGCGGACUUCAACCCGAUCGUGCCUUAUAGUGCGAAUUCACUCACGAUAGCGGCUGGCCAACGCUAUGACGUUGUUAUCAAUGCGAAUCAAACUGUCGGUAACUACUGGCUUCGUGUCGACACAGGUGGCGGAGCCUGUGACGGUCCGAAUCUCAUGCAAGGCCAAAUCCGAAGCAUCUUCCGCUACGAGGGUGCAGAUGAAGAAAACCCCGAUUCGGAAGCAACAUCGCAGCUGUCAACAGGCUGCAAUGACGAGAAGAAUCUUGUACCUUGGGUCAAGACCAAAGUGCCUCAAACAACGCCCCAAGAGAUGGAAGUCAAGUUCAGCAACACCAUCGUCGAAGGCGCAAACCUCGUACAGUGGCUGAUAGGUGACUCGCCUAUGCACAUCAACAUCAGCAACCCUUCAAUUCAACAGAUCUCUCACAACGGCGGCAACUUUACCAAGCCCGAAAAUACGUACGCCAUCGGCCAGGCAAACAAGUUCCAGUACUGGGUAAUCCAACAAGAUCCUGCCAACCUCGCCGCGGUCCCGCACCCAAUCCAUCUCCACGGACAUGACUUCUAUGUCCUUGCCCAGGAAUCGGGCAAGACUUGGGAAGGUGACAUCUCGACCCUGCAUAUGGACAACCCUCCUCGACGCGACACAGCGACUCUGCCCAUAAAGGGAUAUCUCGUGCUUGCAUUCGAGUCGGACAACCCGGGCUUGUGGCUCAUGCACUGUCACAUCCCAUUCCAUCUCUCACAAGGCUUCGGCAUCCAGUUCGUCGAGCGAGCAACUGACAUCACCGCCGGCUUGGACAACGUGAACGGCGGGUGUGCAGACUGGCACGAGUGGCGAAAUGGGUACUAUCCCGGUGGGUACUCUGAGGGCGACAUCUCUGUGUAA
Messenger RNA from Paraphaeosphaeria sporulosa, 1671 nucleotides. RefSeq lists its product as uncharacterized. Gene Ontology annotation, molecular function: oxidoreductase activity; copper ion binding. Bases 1 to 1671 code for a protein of 556 amino acids. NCBI's taxonomy places the organism in Eukaryota, Fungi, Ascomycota, Dothideomycetes, Pleosporales, Didymosphaeriaceae. The record is from RefSeq and is a predicted model, not a curated record. The transcript has 5 exons.